GAACCAGUCACGUGAGCCAGAUGCUCUUGAAGCAGGGCUUGAUGGACGCGCCCCCUUCCUGCUCGAUACAAGCCUCGGAGCCUCGCUUAGCUUGUCCCAUCACUAAUUACGGCGGGGAGGAGAGAAACUAAAAGUUUUGUUCUGUUCUUGGAAGAGGAGGAACGUGAGAUCGUCCCAAACGAAGCUGCUGUAGGAAACCUGGUAACAUCUGGAGACAUCUCCUCAGAGAUCUACACGAUGGCUUCCAAAGAUAGCUCUGCAAUUACCUUUGCUGCUGUUUUUGACAAUUCCUUUUACUUUAAUGAACUAGAAAAUGGUUAUGAUGAGGACUCCUUCAAGAUAAAUGGACAACCUCCAAUGCCGUGUUGGAUCCAAAGUUAUGAUAGAAAAUUCUUGGUUGUGAAAAACACAGAAUGUAUCUUCGAGGACCGGAAUUUAGGAGAACGUAAACAACAUGACUCCACAUUCAGAAUCCAAGCGUAUCGGAAUACUGAAUUGCAGCAACAAACAAAAGCUGUCAUGCUUUAUUCUGUUGACCAGGAUGAAAAGGUGAUGGUGGUGUGCUGCCGAACUGACACUGAAGUUUGUCCGGAGGCCAUGAAUCUUGCAGACCUCCAGAACAUCAAGGACUCAGGACAUAAGGCGAUGUUCUUCAUGACUAACUUGAAAAACGACACCUAUAUGUUUGAGUCCACCUUGCACAAAGGGAAGUUUUUGUCAUUUGAGCCAAGCCAAGAUUCCUGCCUGCAUAAACUGAUCCUGCACCCCUAUGAAGUGGAUGACACGGACCACACUAUAAACAUGAUUGUGUCAAAGGAAAAAUAAUAAGCCAAUAAAGCACUUGAUUACUA
Messenger RNA from Nothobranchius furzeri (turquoise killifish), 851 nucleotides. RefSeq lists its product as uncharacterized. NCBI's taxonomy places the organism in Eukaryota, Metazoa, Chordata, Actinopteri, Cyprinodontiformes, Nothobranchiidae. The record is from RefSeq and is a predicted model, not a curated record.